AUGAAGGAAAUUGCUGUCAAUUGUGGAGCUGGCGCCGCUGCUGGCCUCUCGGCCGUUUUCAUCGGCUAUCCACUUGACACGCUCAAAGUGCGUAUGCAGUGCAGUGAUGCCAAGAUUUCAAUGUCAAGCUGCGCAAAAGAUCUCUUUGCGGAGCAGGGGUUCAAAGGGUUCUUCCGCGGUCUGUCUACUCCUGCGACCUUGGCUACUCCUGUAACAUCGCUCGCAUUUACAGGAAAAACUCUUGCGAGAGCUGUGUUUUUUCCACGUGGCAUUGAAAAAGGAGCUUAUGGCCAGGUCUCCACCUGCGCUGCUUUCGGUGGACUGCUAGCGACGGCGGUCUCUUGCCCGGGCGAAAGAAUCAAGUGCGUUCUUCAAGUCAACAGUCAUCUCCGAAGACCUCGCGAUGCGCUUUUCUUUCUCACUAGAUCUUACGGCUUCAUGGGUCUCUACAAAGGCUGGACCUUCACUGCACUGCGCGAUGUUCCUGGAUAUACUGCCUUCUUUCUUUCAUACAGAUAUUUGCGGGACGAGCUGGAUGAGAAGAUAGGAUACAUUCCUUCUAUAUGCGUUGCUGGCGGAGUCUGUGGAUGUCUCUAUUGGACAGCGGGCUUUCCAGGCGACGUGCUAAAGUCUAGAUAUCAGACUGAUCUCUCUGGUCAGUACAGAUCGCUUGGAGAAUGCGCCCGUGCGACUCUUUCGGGGGGAAUUCGAAGCGUUUACCGAGGAUUCACGCCGACUGUGCUCCGUGCUUUCCCUUCUAAUAUUGUUGCGAUGCUUGUUUACGAGUAUGUAAAGCUUAGGUUCUUAUAA
Molecule: messenger RNA, 810 nt
Organism: Oikopleura dioica
Lineage: Eukaryota; Metazoa; Chordata; Appendicularia; Copelata; Oikopleuridae
Source: the annotation of a GenBank genome assembly